This is a messenger RNA of Candidula unifasciata, 726 nucleotides long. NCBI's taxonomy places the organism in Eukaryota, Metazoa, Mollusca, Gastropoda, Stylommatophora, Geomitridae. The record is from the annotation of a GenBank genome assembly.
AUGUUUGCUUCAGAUUUUGUUAUUUUUGCAUCUUUCGGUGUGUUAUGCACACUAGCGUUAAGUGUCAGGGAUGGAGAGAAUGUUAAGAGAAUGCAGGUUUUAAAAUACAAUAGUAAGACAAACCGUAACAACAUUAACAUUAAACAAGUGGUGGAGUCUCAGUCUGCAGUGAACGACAGCCAGCUCUACAGCCACAAAAAUGUCCCGCUGCUUCAGUUUAUGCGCGAUAAUUUCAAGGCUCUGUCGUGGAACACCAAAACACAGGUCAACUCGUUCAUCUGGAAGAAUUGUGGCAGUAGUUCCGAUCUGCUUGUGGUCAAUGCACUGAGUGUGACUCCUGAUCCUGUCAGUCUGCCUGGAACUAUUGGGCUGAAGUUUGAUGUUACCAUCCAGGAGACGUUCACAGCCCCCUUAAAGCUUGCUGUUGUGUUGAAAAAGUAUGAAGAAUUCUUCUGGCUUACCAUACCUUGCAUUGAUGACAUGGGUUCAUGCACAUAUGAUGAUAUCUGCCCAAAACUGGCCAAGAUCACUUGUCCUAAACAGUUUGGGACUACAAUUCCAUGCAAAUGUCCUUUUACCAAGGGUAGAUACAGUUUGCCGUCAAGUUCCUUCACUGUGCCGGUGCAUGUUCCUGCUGGAAAAUACUUAGUACAGGCCAGAUUGUCGUACGGAUCAAAAGCUGUCAACUGUAUUGAAAUCACUUCAACAUUGCUUAGAUGGCAAUGA